ACAUGUGCUACAAUCUAUCAAGAGACAUCUCGGUUCAAUUAACUAAAUAAGUAUCUGAAUCAUUCAAUAUAAAACAUUGAUAGCUGUAAGUCACCAGUUGAGAAUCGUGUAAAAGCAUCGAGUGCAAACAUUUUAAAAGAAGAUGUUAAAAAUAUUAUAUGUUUUACUAAAAGUGUUAAUAUUAAUGAGAGCGAACAUCGCACUUUCGUCAGAUGAUGUAAGGGAACCUGUUUAUGUCACCCACUAUACAAUCGAUCAGUUCUCAAAGAUCAAACGUGUCGAGAAUUAUAUUGAUAACGAUUAUAUUGAUAACGUUACUGUGAGAAAUGAAGUUGAAAACGUUCCAAGCGAGCCAACUUCUCCUAGAGUAUUCAUACAAUUUGAGAAUAGACUGGACGAGAGAAGCGGCAUUAUUGUGAGAUACAGAUGGAAAGAACCUAAAUCCAUAAAUGGUAAAAUACAAAAAUACACAGUCCGGAUUUGGUACAUAAACCAGAAAAAGUUUAUAAACUUUAUUCAUAAUAUCUUAUCUACGGAAGUACACUUUAAAGUGACCAAUUUACCUCCUUCUAUGAUGUAUUUUCAAGUACAAGCGUAUAACGAAAAUGGCGCAGGUCCUUAUACAAAGUUCAGAAAUGUAUCGUCAACGCACGAAAAUCCAGUACCUUUAUUAUUAAUCAGCGCAUCGCAUAGAAUAUUAGUAUCAGAUAUAGAUUUACAAGAAAUCUAUGAACUUAAUAAAUAUAGAACAAAAGAAAAUUAUUCGGCAUUGGAACAUAAACUUUAUUGGAUUAAUGAAGUGUCGGAGUUAAUUUCAUACGAUUUUAAUGCAAACACAAUGAAAACAAAUCACAUUUACACAAAAAUAGUUGAUCUCGACUCUUCUGCGCACAAUCUCUGUAUCGAUUGGAUAGCAAGAAAUCUUUAUAGGAUACAAGAUGCCAACCACACCAAAAAUAUUAUGAAGCUAGAUUUAACAUUGUGGGAACAAACUGGCUUAGCCAAAUAUCAUAGCAUCCUACAGAUAAAUGAGUCUAAAUUUUUAAAUAUAGUGCCACUUAAAGGAUACAUUUACUGGAUGGAAUUAAAUUCAAAUAAUCAAUAUGUAAUAAGGCAAUCGGAUCUCGAUGGAAAAAAUAAAAAAUCUUUUUUGGAAGACAAAGAUAAUGAAUGCUUCUGCCCAUACAAAUUACAAGAAGCAUCCACCAUGCACAUUCACAACACAAAUAUUGACGAACCGUUAAUGUAUUGGACAUCGAAAGAUCAUUUAAUCGCAGGGCGGGACAUUUAUGGUUGUAGGUGCCGUUUGGUUCUCAGCGCUGGAAAUCAAAAAUUUUUCAAUUACUUAACAAUUGAUAAGACAAACAUUUACUUAUUUAGUAGAGACGAACUCCAAUCCAUAGUUUAUCUCUAUAUGUUAAAUAAAAAAUAUGCUCUUAUCGAAAGCAACGAAAAUGCUUUUAAACAUGAAUUUAACAUAUAUAAGAUAGGCAAUAAGAGCCAAAUCGCUUUUAAACAUGUCCCAAAAGAUAUUGGUUUUGUAGAACCCAUAAAUUCAGUCAUAGCUCUUGAUGUAUCUUCGCAACCAUAUCCGCCAACAACGUGUCUGACACCUAAAGUAAAAAAUUAUGCUAUUAAAGUAACAAACAUAACCGCGAAUAGCAUCAUUGUAAAUCUCCCGGAACCGGAUCCCAAUGACGGCUGCGAAAAGUAUAACUUACCCACUACUAUAUAUAUAAUUUCUGUAAGCCAUUGUUUGGACAAUGAUCAUAACAAGUUCAAAAAAAGGAACGAGCAAACGCACAAAAGUCAUUACGAAAUAAAGAAUUUAACGCCAUUCACAGAGUACAGAUUAAAGCUGGCACUAAGCAAUUUUUAUGUUGACAAAUUCUCUAAGGACUUGCAAUUCGGCGAGGAUGUGAUACAGAAAACUAAUCCAGGCAAAUUCAAUGCGCCGGAAAAUGUAACUGUUCAAGUUCUAACUCCUACUUUAGCGAAGAUCUAUUGGAUGCCACCGCAGAAUCUAAACUGCGCGCAGCAAGUAAAUUACGAGGUGCAUUGGAAAUCAAUUCUUUUUUCAAAUGGCACACGAAAAAUAACUUAUCAAGUGCCACACAUCGAACAACUUUUUAAGCUCGAACGUAAUGUAUUUCAGGGAACUGUCGAGAUUUUAGAAGGAUUAAACACAAUGCCUGUCGCAAUAAAGAUACUACGAGAAAAUGCUUCCUCGAAUGACAAAGAAAACAUUUUGCAAGAGGCUAAAGUUAUGAGCUAUUUUCACCACAAACAUGUGGUAAAAUUGUUGUUCGUCUGUUUGGACAAUGAUUCACCAAUGCUCAUAUCAGAAUUAAUGGAAGGUGGUGACUUAUUGAAAUAUUUGCAAGAGUGUCAAAAAUUGCAAUCGUCAGAUCCACGCUCUUUGCGUCUGCAAGACUUGCUUGCCAUGUGCGAAGAUGUAGCACGCGGUUGUUGCUCUUUAGAAAAACUACACUUCGUGCAUAGAGAUCUCGCAUGUCGUAAUUGUUUAAUAUCGUCAAGAAAUCGCGAAAAUCGUAUUGUAAAAAUCAGCGAUUUUGGACUAGCUAAUCUCUACAAGAAUGCAUACUAUCGUACGAAAGGAGAAGGUCCGCUUCCUCUUCGCUGGAUGGCACCGGAAUCUUUGAUGUACCGAAAAUUUACUUCGCAAAGCGAUGUUUGGUCGUUCGGGGUACUUAUAUGGGAAAUUAUGACAUUAGGUGAACACCCCUAUUCUACCAAAAAUCAUUCUGAAGUAUGGCAAUAUGUGUGUGCGGGAGGCAAGCUGCCAAAACCUCUCAACUGUCCAUUGAUGUUAUGAUUGAUGCAUCGUUGCUGGAGUCCAAUAAAUGCUAGACCGAAUUUUACAAUUUGUUUAGAAAAUAUUAUAACUCUGAGAAACAAUAUAGAAGACACGAUACCGAGUUUGGCUGAUAGUAUCAGAUAUGUAGAGCUUCCGUCUUCUGGAGAAAUAGAAGGUUCUGUCGAAAGUAUAGCACAUCCUACAUCCGAACGUUUAACUACCAAUGAUGCUCCAAAUGUCAUAGAAUAUUCGACGUUAUCGCAUUCUUGAAUGAGUGAUUUUUAAAAGCUCCUGUUAACACUUAUAAUUAAUUUUACCAUUUUUUAUUCUAACUAUCGAUAUAUUAUAUUAUAUACAAUAGCCAUAAUGUAACUAAAUACAAUAAUGUGAAAAUCUCUUUUUAA
Nylanderia fulva is the source of this 3222-nucleotide messenger RNA. The record is from RefSeq and is a predicted model, not a curated record. NCBI's taxonomy places the organism in Eukaryota, Metazoa, Arthropoda, Insecta, Hymenoptera, Formicidae.